CUUACUCACUUUGCACUGUUAACUUAAAACAUGUGGUUUAUCAUAACUUAUUUAAUGUGUUUCUUGGUUUUAAACAAUUACAGAAAUCAAGUACUAGGAUAUGAAGUAGAAACUAAUGACAUAACUGAUAUUAAAAGCAAGGAUUUAAUUGAAGAUAAUGUAGUUUAUGGUCCUGAAUCAACCUUCACGACAUUUAUGCCACAAAUAAAUAACAAUUCUCGCGUUAAUGGUGGCCAAGACGUUACCAAAGUCGUGCCUUUUCAGGUAUCACUACAACUUUACCGUCGUGGCAAAUGGCAACAUUUUUGUGGAGGUUCCAUCAUAACACCGAAUCAUGUAGUGACAGCGGCUCACUGUGUAGACAAAACGCGUAUUGAGGAUAUGUCAGUGGUUGCCGGUACGUUAAACUGGAGUAGUGGUGGUGAUCGCCACAAAGUAGCUGCCAAAAAAUAUCAUCCACAAUUUUCUAUCAGCCCAAUAAUAAUAAAUGAUAUCGCAGUACUUAAAGUUACACCUCCUUUUAAUCUAUUUAAACCCAAUAUUGGCACUGUAGAUCUAGGCACUACAAGUCGUGUGGGCGAGAAAGUGGCAGUACGUUUAACCGGUUGGGGUUCGACUACACCUACUAUAACCGUGGGCUUACCAGAACAAUUACAAAUGUUAUUCUAUAACACAAUAUCGAACAGUGAUUGUACAAAUCGUGGUUUUCGUGUGACUAAAAGUGAAGUGUGUGCUUUGGCCAUUAAAGGUCAAGGAGCUUGCGUGGGUGACUCUGGUGGUCCACUUGUAACAACACAAACUGGCGUAACACAAUUGGUCGGCAUCGUUUCUUAUGGUACCGCAACAUGUGCACAGGGCAGACCUGAUGUUUACACGAGAGUGUCAAGCUUUUUGCCAUACAUUAAUAGAGUAAUAACGAAUGAUAUACCGUAAAGUUGUUAACAGACAAAAAAUAAAUGUUAAAAUUUAAAGCUUGAAAUUGUUUAAAAAUAAAUAAAAUCCUUGUGAAAAAAAUAUAAUAUUAUGUUAGGAUUGUGAGUCGCAAACAAUUGUGGUUGUAUUGUUGCACAAUGUAUCUAACUUGCUUGGAGACUGCGCUACGUAUCGUUGGGGUUAGGUGAUGAUGCCUGAAGAUACCAAAGAUUG
Molecule: messenger RNA, 1146 nt
Organism: Teleopsis dalmanni
Lineage: Eukaryota; Metazoa; Arthropoda; Insecta; Diptera; Diopsidae
Product: chymotrypsin-1-like
Exons: 2
Coding region: 31-933 (300 amino acids)
Biological process (GO): proteolysis
Molecular function (GO): serine-type endopeptidase activity
Source: RefSeq, a predicted model, not a curated record